This is a messenger RNA of Prunus armeniaca (apricot), 2007 nucleotides long. Lineage: Eukaryota; Viridiplantae; Streptophyta; Magnoliopsida; Rosales; Rosaceae. The record is from the annotation of a GenBank genome assembly.
AUGGAGGAGUGCUCAACUGGGGCUCUAGUCCCGGCGGUGAAACCAGAACCAAAGCCGUCAAGCAUCGAGGCUUCGGCUGAUCCAGGGAGCAAUGACGUGGAUCGUCCAACUCAUGAGAAAGGAUUGACGGAGGUGGACAAGGACUUGUUGUGUCCAAUUUGCAUGCAGCUGGUAAAGGAUGCCUUCCUCACAGCAUGUGGUCACAGCUUCUGCUACAUGUGCAUCAUUACCCAUCUCCGCAACAAGAGUGACUGCCCUUGCUGCGGCCAGUUCCUCAGCACCAACCAAUUGUUCCCCAAUUUCCUGCUGGAUAAGCUUCUGAAGAAGGCAUCGGCUCGUCAAAUUUCCAAAAGUGCGUCCCCUGUGGAGCAUUUUCGUCAGGCAUUGCAACAGGGAUGUGAAGUGUCCAUCAAGGAGCUAGACACCCUGUUGACACUCCUGGCAGAGAAGAAGAGGAAAAUGGAACAAGAAGAGGCAGAGAGAAAUAUGCAAAUACUGCUUGACUUCUUGAAUUGCCUAAGGAAGCAAAAAGUUGAAGAGCUUAAUGAGGUGCAAACCCAUCUUCAAUUUAUUAAAGAGGACAUAGGUGCAGUAGAGAGACGCAGAAUGGACUUGUACCGUGCGAGGGACAGAUACUCCGUCAAGCUGCGGAUGCUUGGAGGGGAUGAUUCUAUUUCUGGUGCAAGAAAGUCAUGGCCUUCCUCCAUAGAUAACAAUACCAGUUCUCUCAGUGGGCGAGCAGGGAUGUCUUCAUGGAAUCUUCAAUCUAAGAAACUUGAUGGCUGGGGACUUCAGAAAAAGGAUGCUUUAAGUGCAUCAGACUCCCAGUAUAUGACUCAAUCUGGUCUUGCUGUAGCCAGAAAGAAGCGGGUCCAUGCACAGUUUGAUGAACUACAAGAGUGUUACCUGCAAAAACGACGCCAGAUGGCGAACCAACCAUAUAUCCAGCAAGAACGGGACAAAAAUGUGAUACAAAGAGAAGGUUACACUACGGGCCUUGCUGAUUUUCAAUCAGUGCUUACCACGUUAACGCGGUAUAGACGGAUGAGGGUCAUUGCUGAACUUAGGCAUGGGGAUCUAUUUCACCCAGCCAAUAUAGUAUCAAGCAUUGAAUUUGACCGUGAUUAUGAAUUGUUCGCUACUGCUGGGGUUUCACGGUGCAUAAAAGUUUUCGACUUCUCCUCAGUUGUGAAUGAUCCAGCUGAUGUGCAUUGUCCUGUUGUGGAGAUGCCUACACGUUCAAAGCUUAGUUGCUUGAGCUGGAACAAGUUUACAAAAAACCAUAUAGCUAGUACUGAUUAUGAGGGAAUAGUAACAGUUUGGGAUGUAAAUACUCGGCAAAGUGUCAUGGAAUAUGAAGAGCAUGAAAAACGUGCUUGGAGUGUUGAUUUUUCAUGCACAGAGCCCACAAGGCUUGUAUCUGGUAGUGAUGAUUGUAAGGUAAAAGUUUGGUGCACAAGGCAGGAAACUAGUGUUCUUGAUAUUGACAUGAAAGCGAACAUUUGUUGUGUAAAGUAUAAUCCUGGAUCUAGCAACUGCAUUGCGGUUGGUUCAGCAGACCAUCACAUCCACUAUUAUGAUUUAAGAAAUCCGAGCCAACCACUCCAUGUGUUCACCGGGCACAAGAAAGCUGUUUCUUAUGUGAAAUUCUUGUCAAACUAUGAGCUUGCCUCUGCAUCCACUGAUAGCACAUUGCGGUUAUGGAAUGUGAAGGAAAAUAUUCCAGUUCGUACGUUUAAAGGUCACACAAAUGAGAAGAACUUCGUAGGUCUUACAGUAAACGGGGAAUACAUUGCUUGUGGCAGUGAAACGAAUGAAGUGUUUGUGUAUCAUAAGGAAAUCUCCAAACCUGUGACUUGGCAUAGAUUUGGAUCGCCUGAUUUGGAUGACACCGAUGAUGAUGCAGGGUCUUACUUCAUCAGUGCUGUAUGUUGGAAGAGUGAUAGCCCUACCAUGCUAACUGCUAACAGUCAGGGAACCAUUAAAGUGCUGGUUCUUGCUGCUUAA